AUGCAACGGUCACAGUCUGCAGUUGACUUCACCAACUUGCUGAACCCGUCAGCCCUAGCUGAUCACGACAACUCAAAAUUUGAGAAGACUGACGCCGCAAUGGCAAGCGCAUCAGUCACUGUAAUCAAGCCCAACGGGCCCCUGCCUGGUGCUCAGGCUUCAGAGACGACAAACGAGCUUCCUCGCCCUUAUAAAUGUCCCCUCUGUGACAAGGCUUUCCACCGCCUCGAGCACCAGACGAGACACAUCCGCACUCACACAGGCGAGAAGCCUCAUGCUUGCCAGUUCCCUGGGUGCAGCAAGAAGUUUUCUCGAUCUGAUGAGUUGACUCGCCAUUCCAGAAUCCACAACAACCCCAACUCGCGCCGUGGCAACAAGGGCCAGCAUCACCAGCAGCAUCACCAGCAGCACCACCAGCAGCACCACCACCAAGGACUACCUCCACACAUGCACCCUGAGGGCAUGAUGGCUCCUCCUCCGGCACCCAAGACGAUUCGCUCUGCUCCUACUUCGACUCUAGCGUCGCCCAACGUCUCACCUCCGCACUCCUUCGCGUCCUUUGCCCAGCAUCCUCACCCACCACCCAUGCACGCAUACAACCGUGGUGGUGACAUUUCCAUGUUGGCCAAAGCCGCAACCCAAGUUGAGCGUGAGACUCUAGCUGCCCCUCCCAGCCAUGGAUCCCGACACUUUUAUGGUCAUGGCAUGCAUAGUUCUCGUGGUCACUCCAACGGCCUGUCCUCUUACCACAUGGCUCGGUCUCACUCCAACGACGAUCACGACGACCACUACAACGGUGCGAUGCGCCAUGCUAAGCGCUCAAGGCCAAACUCUCCCAACUCAACAGCACCCUCGUCACCCACGUUCUCACAUGAUUCUCUUUCACCUACCCCGGACCACACUCCCAUCGCAACUCCUGCUCACUCGCCUCGCCUCAGACCCUUCUCAGGCUACGAGCUCCCUAGUAUCCGGAAUCUGUCUCUUCAGCACAACACGACUCCCGCUCUGGCUCCUAUGGAGCCGCACCUGGAUGCUCCGCAAUUUCCUCCUCAGCUGAAUCCUCCUCGUGGUAACGGAAUGUCCCUUACGGACAUCAUCAGCCGCCCGGAUGGUGCGCAGCGAAAACUCCCUGUUCCACAGGUUCCCAAGGUUGCUGUUCAGGACCUGCUCUCAGAGAAUGGAUACAGCAACAGUGGCAGAAGUUCUGCUGCUGGCAGCCUUGCUGGCGGCGAUCUAAUGGACCGCGUAUAG
This is a messenger RNA of Pochonia chlamydosporia 170, 1251 nucleotides long. RefSeq names its product DNA-binding protein creA. Gene Ontology annotation, cellular component: nucleus; cytoplasm. Gene Ontology annotation, molecular function: RNA polymerase II cis-regulatory region sequence-specific DNA binding. Lineage: Eukaryota; Fungi; Ascomycota; Sordariomycetes; Hypocreales; Clavicipitaceae. The coding region runs from base 1 to 1251 and encodes 416 amino acids. The record is from RefSeq and is a predicted model, not a curated record. The transcript has a single exon.